ACGAAAAGUAUGUUGCUCCCUUCUCUCUUUUUCACUCACGUACAAGUCCCCCAGUCCGAUCACAUUCACCCGUUCUCUCACUCAUGACCUUGUAUUUCUGGGAAACACUUAGGUCUGAUAUUUAUAGUUUCGGAGUCAUAUUAUGGGAGCUGGCCACUGAGAGGAUACCUUGGGAAAAUCUCAACUCGAUGCAGGUUAUUGGAGCUGUAGGGUUCGUGAACCAUAGGCUGGAGAUCCCGAAGGAAGUAGAUCCACGAUGGGCUUCGAUAAUCGAGAGUUGCUGGCACAGUGAUCCGCUGUGCCGGCCGACGUUCCAGGAACCACUCGACAAGCUAAGGGAUCUUCAGAGACAAUAUACACUCCAGUUUCAGCAAGCCCGUAACAUGGGUGGAGAUGGAUCUCAAAAGGAACCAUGAGCCAAAUGUUUGUAUUUUUGGGUGCCAUUAUUU
Hibiscus syriacus is the source of this 449-nucleotide messenger RNA. RefSeq names its product serine/threonine-protein kinase EDR1-like. Gene Ontology annotation, molecular function: protein kinase activity; ATP binding. The record is from RefSeq and is a predicted model, not a curated record. NCBI's taxonomy places the organism in Eukaryota, Viridiplantae, Streptophyta, Magnoliopsida, Malvales, Malvaceae. Gene Ontology annotation, biological process: protein phosphorylation. The transcript has 3 exons. The coding region runs from base 84 to 416 and encodes 110 amino acids.